UCAGAGGGAAUAAUGGCAUCCACAGGAAUACAGGUGCCAGGCAACUAUGAAGUGCCCGACAUUCCCUAUGGAUUUGGAGUUUUUAGAACAUUACCCUACGCAUUUAUUCCAUUAGAACUGCUAUUUGGAGCAUGGGUUUGGAUCCUGGUUGCUGCUACAAGAGUAUUUGCACCUCUCGUGCAAGGAUGGGUCAUGUAUGUUUCAGUGUCCUCAUUCUUCUUCUCAUUGCUACUCCUGAUGGUCUACUUGUUUGGCUUCCACAGAAACCAUUGCAACACCUGGAAAAUAAUAGAUGUUAUCUACCAUGGGAUUACAGCAACAUUUUACUUGAGCGCUGCUGUGCUGCAAGCUUAUGCUACAAUAGAUUGUGAUCGAUUGAUAGUACCUGCUGGAACUUGCACUCGUCUGAUUUACCACUUGGAUGCUGCAGCCACAGUCUUUGCUUUCUUGACAGCACUAAUGUAUUUGCUGCACAGCUUAAAUUCCUACAUCCGCUGAAAGUCCUCAGGAAAGUGAAGCAGAUCAGUCUGUGAAUAUAUUUAUCAGAUGGGAAGAUAAAGACUUCUACAAAUGUGACAAAAAUUCAAACAUCAGUCAUAACAAAUUUCCCCAACAUUCUGGAAAAUAUUUUUCUUUUGUAUAUAAAUGAGAUCUGUUCAUAUUCUUGGUGCUUGCACGCAUCAUUCUUGAUAUUAAUAGCAAUGAAUGGGGAGGCUUGUUUGGUAAGGCAAGCCAGCCAAAGCAAAUACCUCCUGAUCCAUGAGCUUGGCUGAUACAUGUUUCAACCUGGGUUAUGACAGAUUCAUUACAAUGCUACUAGAUAUUUACAGCAGUAAGGGUACAUUAAUAGUAUUAAUAUUAAAAAAAAUGCCUAUUUACUUUGAGGAAUUUUCACUGUAUUAUGCUCUGUUUUAAAUAUAUUUAUUUUUACAUCUUUAAAUACUAUUUUCUUCUUCGGCUUAUUGAGCAAUACUAUGCUCAGAAUUUCUGCGCCAUUCCUACAGUCCAGUUUUGAGUCAAUUAGCUAGAAAAAAAAGUGUUUUUCUAAAGAAUCCAGAUUUUGGAGUAAAUUCUAAAUCAAUAAAUAUCCGCCCUACCAUCAAAACUAGCUGCAAAUACC
Nanorana parkeri is the source of this 1120-nucleotide messenger RNA. RefSeq names its product mal, T-cell differentiation protein like (gene MALL). The record is from RefSeq and is a predicted model, not a curated record. The coding region runs from base 13 to 498 and encodes 161 amino acids. Gene Ontology annotation, cellular component: membrane. The transcript is spliced from 4 exons. Gene Ontology annotation, biological process: myelination. NCBI's taxonomy places the organism in Eukaryota, Metazoa, Chordata, Amphibia, Anura, Dicroglossidae. Gene Ontology annotation, molecular function: structural constituent of myelin sheath.